Molecule: messenger RNA, 2445 nt
Organism: Linnemannia hyalina
Lineage: Eukaryota; Fungi; Mortierellomycota; Mortierellomycetes; Mortierellales; Mortierellaceae
Source: the annotation of a GenBank genome assembly
AUGGCGAAAUCCGAGUCCUCAAGCCCUUCAAGAUGGCCCCGCCUCCCUCCCGAGAUACUAGAGCUCAUCAUGGACAUGCUCGAUGACGAUACCCCAGCCCUCGCAUCCAUCCUCCAAGUCGACCGUCAAGGAUUUUUUGCAGCCGUGCCCCGACUCUACCGAGACCCCUUCUUCCGUAUCCGAGAGAUCUAUCGUCGUAAAUGUCACAGUAUCCGGAUCGAUGCCAACAGGACCGAGGUCAAUCAACGUCUGAGGCCCAAGACGCUCUCGGAUGAUUUGGGUUUCUUGCCGACGACGAAGGAGGAAGAGACGGCGUUGAAAGUGUGGAACGCUUAUCGGACAAAGGCUUUCUUUGAGGAGGAUGAAGCUGCGAUUAAUUCGAGAUGGAAGAGAGAGGCGCGGGAACGGGAGAGGCGGUUGUUGAUGACAUUGAUGUCGACGCUUUUACAGGACCUUUGUGUCCGGUUUCCGGUUAUCGCGGGUUCGUUCCUACCACCACCGCCGCCCUUGUCAGCACCAGCGUCAGCCUCGUCUUCGUCAGCUGUCCCGGGUACACCUACCAUGACCAACACCUCUGGCACGAUGCAAGGAUCCCACCACUCAUUGGAUUUCGGACCCCACUUUCGAGAAAUAACCUGGACCAGCCAAUACUACCUCCGCCACUGGACCGUCAUCGACCUUGAAAAGCUCUCGACCCGUGGCCGGCAACUCCAUUACACCUGCUAUUGGUGCUUUGCGGACGGCGACAGCAGGGGCCAAGAUGGGAUGUUCAAUUGCUUGUUCCAGGAUCGGGAAAACUGGAUGAUCGGCGUGCCCGAGUACCUACAGCGGGCGCUGUUGAACCAACCAGGGGCGGACAGAAUUGUGACUCUGAGGAUUCCUAUUCGUCGGCUGCGGAGCUUUCAGGACCGGUUGGAUCGCGCUCCCAGGGGGUGGGCAAUGGCCAGGUCGAUAAGGAUGUGGGGGUCAUCAAGGACCUCGAGUAUGAGGAGGGGGGAGGAGCGGAAGGCGCGGGAUAGACUGAGGGCAGCGAAGAAGGAGGAAGAGGAGACUCGUGGGCGUAGUUUGGAUGCCGUUGCUCUCUCUUCUCUGCUUACGAAAGCGUCGUUAUCGCCAGAGGAAAGAAAAUGUACCAGGACUGCAGGAGAAUCGGACCAUACUGUUGACGUGUCGUCCCGGCCUUACUGUGUCACUCUGAACAAACUAACGAACUUGAGACGGAUCGAGAUCUGCAAUCUAAGCCAGAACGACUGCGACUGGGAGACUCUCCGCCGGGCCCUCUUCACCCUCGAGUUUGGUGGCGACUCUGGUGUUGACCUGGAAGACCUGGGGAAGAUGAAACCGACACCCGCGCUCCAAAAGAAACGACGCCGCCCCGGCAAGAUCCGGGAGCUAUGUCUCACCACCCAUUCGACUAUGGGGCUCGGGAUUGACAGGGUCCUGGAAUGUCUUGGAGGGUUGGAGGUGCUUGAGAUUAUAACGCGCAGUUAUCAGUGCUAUCCUUGGGUGACGACUUGGGAUCCGAGUCUGUGUAGGGAGUUGAGGGUUUUGAGAGUGGGUGAGAUUGGGCGGUUGACAGAGAGUACAGUGUCGUUGGAGGAUUUGGGUCGGUUUUGGAGGUUGGAGGAGUUGAGGUUGAGGAUUGAUAGUGGACACGUUUUCCAAUGGGUUGUGGAUGCCAAGAAGGAGGCGAGAAGGGUCAGCGUCGCAGGAGCUUCAAGUUUAAGAGCACGAGCUGGAGCAGUAGGAGGUGGAGAGGACGCCCUACUGGUGAACUGUCUUCCUCAUCUGAAGAGACUAGGCGUCCUCAACCGACAAGACCUUUCCGCAGAUGUCCUGACAACCAUCACCGAGGCGUUCGGAGACCAGCUCGAAGAGCUGGUGAUCUGCUUCUCUGGACAAGAGGGUCCCCUCCGGUUCCAACACCCGCUCACAAACCUCACCCGAUUGGCGAUCCGAUUCGUGAGCCUCCUGCGAUUCGAGUUUGAAAGCCUAUCUCAACAGUGUCCCCUGCUGGAGUGGAUCAUCAUCCAGCACACGCGGUUCCGGCCUGAUCGUGAUGCCAAUGGCAGUGAGAGCCAUCCAACUACGAUGUCGACAGAGGGGCGACCGUACCAUGACAUACUGAACCACAAGAUUGUCGAUGCCCUAGGACAGUUCACCCGACUACGAACCGUCUACCUCGAGGGAUACUCCGCCAUGUGCGGAGAACACCUUCGGAUACUUGUGGAUCAGUGUUCAAGUCUGAGACGGAUCGGGAUCCAUCAGAUGCUGGCCGUGACGACCGAAGAACUGGCGGCAAUUGAUACGGAACUGAGGUGCAGGCCGGAGAAGUUCCCGUUGUUGCAGAGAGGGGUGUAUAGGCUCCCGAGUCGGAUGUCGAAUUGGUGGGAUCUUGAUUUUCAUCGGCAGGCUCUUCAGUGGGGGUACGGCCUCGAUGAAUAA